UUCUGGUCAACAUGUCUUCAGAAUGCUCCUUCAGUAAGGUGUCCUAUGUGAUCUUUUUUGGACUUAUACUAGCAGGUCUUUGGGCUGCUUUCAUUUGGGUGAUGCUGGGCAAACACCCACCAGUGAUUCCACCACCUUCAAGUGCUCCAUCAAUUCCAACACCUACCCACUGCCCCUGCCUUAACAAUGGAAUUUGUCAGAAUGGAGUUUGUUUCUGUACAGAUGAGUGGAAAGGAGAGGUUUGUGAGAUUGCAAACUUCUGUAAUAGUAGCACCAGUGUGUCCCUCACAUUUGACAGGAUACUGAUUGGCUAUUCAGGCUACUCCAAGGAGGAAUGCGAGGAAAACACUGCAAAUG
Molecule: messenger RNA, 357 nt
Organism: Polypterus senegalus (gray bichir)
Lineage: Eukaryota; Metazoa; Chordata; Cladistia; Polypteriformes; Polypteridae
Product: adhesion G-protein coupled receptor G7-like
Exons: 3
Source: RefSeq, a predicted model, not a curated record